AUGGGCACAACGGACACUUCGUUGAUCACACCACAACAGCACACGUCAUCGUCAAAUACCUCUGUGGUUUCCAUUACUGAACAAACGACACAAGAAGAUAAUACAAACCAGUCAGAAAGACAGAAAGAGAUGUUAAACAACACAUCCGCAUCUUUCACAACCUACUCUGCUGUAUCAGACGAUAUGUGUACCCAACUAAAGGAAAGCAGGUUGCAAAAAUUAGAUAUCACUAAGAUCUUAGAAACCGAUAUAAAUGAAGCUUCGAAAAAUUGGGAUACAGUAUACCAAACACUCUUCGGUGAAACAUCGUCAAGUGAUGCUAAUGGGCUUACACACGAACUCCCACUCAAUCCUGACAUAGACAAGGUGGAUGAUGAAGGAUACACACCACUGUACAAGGCAGCUUUAGAGGGUAAACUCAAUGAGGUUGAGGAUCUGAUGUCACAAGGAUCAAACCUAGAGUCACCCAGCGAGGGUGGACUUCAGCCUCUUCAUGUAGCAGCUAGAGAAGGGCAUGCAGAUAUUGUGGAUUGCCUCAUCCUGCACGGAUUGGAUCCUAGUGUCGAAUGUGAAAUGGGUCAAACACCUCUUCAUACCGCAGCAGUAAAUGGGCACACCUGCAUCAUAGAAAGACUUAUCGCAGAAGGGUCGGAUGUUAACAAAGUUGAUACAAAGGGUUGGACACCAUUCGAUGCUGCUAUCCAAUACGGUCAUCUAGAAGCUGUCAAAUAUCUCUUAGAGAAAGGAGCCAAGCAGAACAGAUAUGACAUGUAUGAUGGAAUGACCCCACUCUAUGCUGCAGCUCAAUUCGGUCACCUAGAUAUUGUAAAAUUCUUCAUUUCUCAUGGCGCUGAUGUGAAUGAAGUUGACGAUAAUGGGGUGAUUCCUCUUCAUGGUGCUGCUAGUGGAGGCCAUCUAGAUAUCAUGGAGUAUCUCACUAAGUUAGGGUCAGAUGUGAACAAAGCUAAUCCAAAGGGUUGGACACCAUUCAAUGCUGCUAUUCAAGGAGGUCAUUUAGAAGCUGUCAAAUAUCUCACGGAUAAAGGAGGCAAGCAGAACAGAUAUGAUGGAAUGACCCCACUCUAUUUUGCAGCUCAAUACGGCAAUUUCGAUAUCGUCGAAUACUUCAUUUCAUAUGGAGCUGAUGUGAAUGAAGAAAAUGAAAGUGGGAGGAUUCCUCUUCACGGUGCUGCUAUCAGUGGUAAUAUGAAGAUCAUGAAGUAUUUCAUUCAAGAAGGGUCAGAUGUGAACAAAGCCGAUCCAAAGGGAUGGACACCAUUCAAUGCUGCUAUUCAAUACGGUCAUCUAGAAGCUGUAAAAUAUCUCAUAGAAAAGGGAACCAAGCAGAACAGGUAUGAUGAGAUGACUUCACUCUAUGCUGCAGCUGAAUUCGGUCGUCUAGAUAUUGUGGAAUACUUCAUUUCUAAAGGCGCUGAUGUGAAUGAUGACAAUGAUAAUGGGAGGAUUCCUCUUCACGGUGCUGCUAUCAGUGGUAACAUGAAAAUCAUGGAGUAUCUCAUUCAAGAAGGAGCAGAUGUAAACAAGGGUGAUCCAAAGGGUUGGACACCAUUCAAUGCUGCUAUUCAAUACGGUAAACUAGAAGAUGUCAAAUAUCUCAUAAAUAACAGAGCCAAUCAGAACAGGUAUGGUGGAAUGACCCCACUUUAUGCUGCAGCUCAAUUUGGUCAUUUAGAUACUGUGAAAUUCUUCAUUUCUAAAGGCGCUGAUCUGAACGAAGCUGACGAUAAUGGGAUGAUUCCUCUUCAUGGUGCUGCUAGUGGAGGCCAUCUAGAUAUCAUGGAGUAUCUCACUGAGUUAGGGUCAGAUGUGAACAAAGCUGAUCCAAAGGGUUGGACACCAUUCAAUGCUGCCAUUCAAUACGGCCAUCUAAAAGCUGUCAAAUAUCUCAUAGAAAAAGGAGCCAAGCAGAACAGGUAUGGUGGAACGACCCCUCUCUAUUUUGCAGCUCAAUGCAGUCAUUUGGAUAUCGUGGAAUACUUCAUUUAUAAUGGCGCUGAUGUGAAUAAUGAAAAUGAUAAUGGGAAGGUCUCAUUACAUGGAGCUGCUUUCAACGGUGACAUGAAGAUCAUGGAAUAUCUCAUUGAACAAGGCUCUGAUGUGGACAAGGCUGAUCAAAAGGGUUGGACAGCAUUCAAUGCUGCUAUUCAAUACGGCCACCUAGAAGCUGUCAAAUAUCUCAUCGAUAAAGGAGCCAAGCAGAACAGAUAUGAUGGAAUGACCCCACUCUAUGCUGCAGCUACAUUUGGUCAAUUAGAUAUCGUUAAAUUCUUUAUUUCCAAUGGCGCUGAUGUGAAUGAAGUACAUGAUAAUGGGAGAAUUCCCCUACACGGGACUGCUAUUAACGGUAAUAUGAAGAUCAUGGAAUAUCUCAUUCAACAAGGGUCUGAUGUGAACAAGGCUGAUCUAGAGGGUUGGACACCAAUCAAUACUGCUAUUCAAUACGGUCAUCUAGUAGCUGUAAAAUAUCUCUUGGAUAAAGGAACCAAGCAAAACAGGUAUUAUGGAAUGACCCCACUCUAUGCUGCUGCUGAAUUUGGUCAUUUAGAUAUCAUGAAAUUCUUCAUUUCUAAUGGUGCUGAUGUGAAUGAAGAAAAUGAUAAUGGGACGAUCCCAUUACAUGCAGCUGCUAUCAACGGUAACAUGGAUAUCAUGAAAUAUCUCAUCCAACAAGGUUCAGAUGUGGACAAGGCUUGCUGUAAGGGUUGGACACCAAUCAAUGCUGCCAUUCAAUAUGGUCAUCUAGAAGCUGUUAAAUAUCUCAUCGAUAAAGGAGCCAAGCAGAACAGGUGUAGUGGAAUGACUCCACUCUAUGCUGCAGCUCAAUUCGGUCAUUUCGAUAUCGUGAAAUUCUUCAUUUCUAAUGGAGCUGAUGUGAAUGAAGAACAUGAUAAUGGGAGUAUUCCCCUACACGGGACUGCUAUUAACGGUAAUAUGAAGAUCAUGGAAUAUCUCAUUCAACAAGGGUCUGAUGUGAACAAGGCUGAUCUAGAGGGUUGGACACCUUUCAAUGCUGCUAUCCAAUGCGGUCAUCUAGAUGCUGUCAAUUAUCUCAUAGAUAAAGGAGCCAAGGAGAACAGGUAUGAUGGAGCGACCCCUCUCUACAUUGCAGCUCAAUGCGGUCAUUCAGAUAUCGUGAAUUUCUUCAUUUCCAAUGGCGCUGAUGUGAAUGAAGAACAUGAAAAGGGAAUGAUUCCUCUUCAUGGUGCUACUAGCGGAGGCCAUCUACAUAUCAUAGAGUAUAUCACUGAGUUAGGGUCAGAUGUGAACAAAGCUAAUCCAAAGGGUUGGACACCAUUCAAUGCUGCUAUCCAAUACGGUCAUCUAGAAGCUGUCAAAUACCUCAUAGAUAAAGGUGCCAAGCAGAACAGGUAUGAUGGAAUGACACCACUCUAUACUGCAGCUCAAUUCGGUCAUUUAGAUAUCGUGGAAUUCUUGAUUUCUAAUGGUGCUGAUGUGAAUGAAGAACAUGAUAAUGGGAGUAUUCCCCUACACGGGACUGCUAUUAACGGUAAUAUGAAGAUCAUGGAAUAUCUCAUUCAACAAGGGUCUGAUGUGAACAAGGCUGAUCUAGAGGGUUGGACACCAUUCAAUACUGCUAUCCAAUACGGUCAUCUAGAUGCUGUCAAUUAUCUCAUAGAUAAAGGAGCCAAGCAGAACAGGUAUGAUGGAGCGACCCCUCUCUACAUUGCCGCUCAAUUCAGUCAUUUAGAUAUCGUGAAAUUCUUCAUUUCUAAUGGUGCUGAUGUGAAUGAAGAAAAUGAUAAUGGGAAGAUUCCAUUACAUUCAGCUGCUAUCAACGGUAACAUGGAUAUCAUGAAAUAUCUCAUCCAACAAGGUUCAGAUGUGAACAAGGCUUGCUGUAAGGGUUGGACACCAAUCAAUGCUGCCAUUCAAUAUGGCCAUCUAGAAGCUGUCAAAUAUCUCAUGGAUAAUGGAGCCAAGCAAAACAGGUAUGAUGGAAUGACCCCACUCUAUGCUGCUGCUGAAUUUGGUCAUUUAGAUAUCGUGAAAUUCUUCAUUUCCAACGACGCUGAUGUAAAUGAAGAACAUGAAAAGGGGAUGAUUCCUCUUCAUGGUGCUGCUAGUGGAGGCCAUCUAGAUACCAUGGAGUAUCUCACUAAGUUAGGGUCAGAUGUGAACAAAGCUAAUCCAAAGGGUUGGACACCAUUCAAUGCUGCUAUCCAAUACGGUCAUCUAGAAGCUGUCAAAUAUCUCACAGAUGGAGGUGCCAAGCAGAACAGGUAUGAUGGAAUGACACCACUCUAUACUGCAGCUCAAUUCGGUCAUUUAGAUAUCGUGAAUUUCUUCAUUUUCAAUGGUGCUGAUGUGAAUGAAGAAAAUGAUAAUGGGAAGAUUCCUCUUCAUGGUGCUGCUAGUGGAGGCCAUCUAGAUAUCAUAGAGUAUAUCACUGAGUUAGGGUCAGAUGUGAACAAAGCUAAUCCAAAGGGUUGGACACCUUUCAAUGCUGCUAUCCAAUGCGGUCAUCUAGAUGCUGUCAAAUAUCUCAUAGAUAAAGGAGCCAAGCAGAACAGGUAUGAUGGAGCGACCCCUCUCUACAUUGCAGCUCAAUGCGGUCAUUCAGAUAUCGUGAAUUUCUUCAUUUCUAAUGACGCUGAUGUGAAUGAAGAAAAUGAUAAUGGGACGAUCCUAUUACAUGCAGCUGCUAUCAACGGUAACAUGGAUAUCAUGAAAUAUCUCAUCCAACAAGGUUCAGAUGUGAACAAGGCUUGCUGUAAGGGUUGGACACCAAUCAAUGCUGCCAUUCAAUAUGGCCAUCUAGAAUCUGUUAAAUAUCUCAUCGAUAAAGGAGCCAAGCAGAACAGAGUUGAUGGAAUGACCCCACUAUAUGCUGCAGCACGAUUUGGUCGUUUAGAUAUCGUGAAAUACUUCAUUUCUAAUGGAGCUGAUGUGAAUGAAGAAAAUGAUAAUGGGAGAAUUCCCCUACACGGGACUGCUAUUAACGGUAAUAUGAAGAUUAUGGAAUAUCUCAUUCAACAAGGGUCUGAUGUGAACAUGGCUGAUCUAGAGGGUUGGACACCAUUCAAUACUGCUAUUCAAUACGGUCAUCUAGAAGCUGUCAAAUAUUUCAUAGAAAUAGGAGCAAAGCAGAACAGAGAUGAUGGAAGGACCCCUCUCUAUGCUGCAGCUCGAUUCGGUCAUUUCGAUAUCGUAAAAUACUUCAUUUCAAAUGGAGCUGAUGUGAAUAAUGAAAAUGAUAAUGGGAAGGUCUCAUUACAUGGAGCUGCUUUCAACGGUAAUAUGAAGAUCAUGGAAUAUCUCAUUGAACAAGGCUCUGAUGUGGACAAGGCUGAUCAAAAGGGUUGGACCCCAUUCAAUGCUGCUAUUCAAUUUGGUCAUCUAGAAGUUAUCAAAUAUCUCAUAGAUAAAGGAGCCAAGCAGAACAGAUAUGAGGGAAGGACCCCUCUCUAUGCUGCAGCUCGAUUCGGUCAUUUCGAUAUCGUGGAAUACUUCAUUUCAAAUGGAGCUGAUGUGAAUAAUGAAAAUUAUAAUGGGAAGGUCUCAUUACAUGGAGCUGCUUUCAACGGUAACAUGAAGAUCAUGGAAUAUCUCAUUGAACAAGGCUCUGAUGUGGACAAGGCUGAUCAAAAGGGUUGGACAGCAUUCAAUGCUGCUAUUCAAUACGGCCACCUAGAAGCUGCCAAAUAUCUCAUCGAUAAAGGAGCCAAGCAGAACAGAUAUGAUGGAAUGACCCCACUCUAUGCUGCAGCUACAUUUGGUCAAUUAGAUAUCGUUAAAUUCUUUAUUUCCAAUGGCGCUGAUGUGAAUGAAGUACAUGAUAAUGGGAGAAUUCCCCUACACGGGACUGCUAUUAACGGUAAUAUGAAGAUCAUGGAAUAUCUCAUUCAACAAGGGUCUGAUGUGAACAAGGCUGAUCUAGAGGGUUGGACACCAAUCAAUACUGCUAUUCAAUACGGUCAUCUAGUAGCUGUAAAAUAUCUCAUGGAUAAAGGAACCAAGCAAAACAGGUAUUAUGGAAUGACCCCACUCUAUGCUGCUGCUGAAUUUGGUCAUUUAGAUAUCAUGAAAUUCUUCAUUUCUAAUGGUGCUGAUGUGAAUGAAGAAAAUGAUAAUGGGACGAUCCCAUUACAUGCAGCUGCUAUCAACCGUAACAUGGAUAUCAUGAAAUAUCUCAUCCAACAAGGUUCAGAUGUGGACAAGGCUUGCUGUAAGGGUUGGACACCAAUCAAUGCUGCCAUUCAAUAUGGUCAUCUAGAAGCUGUUAAAUAUCUCAUCGAUAAAGGAGCCAAGCAGAACAGGUGUAGUGGAAUGACUCCACUCUAUGCUGCAGCUCAAUUCGGUCAUUUCGAUAUCGUGAAAUUCUUCAUUUCUAAUGGAGCUGAUGUGAAUGAAGAACAUGAUAAUGGGAGUAUUCCCCUACACGGGACUGCUAUUAACGGUAAUAUGAAGAUCAUGGAAUAUCUCAUUCAACAAGGGUCUGAUGUGAACAAGGCUGAUCUAGAGGGUUGGACACCUUUCAAUGCUGCUAUCCAAUGCGGUCAUCUAGAUGCUGUCAAUUAUCUCAUAGAUAAAGGAGCCAAGGAGAACAGGUAUGAUGGAGCGACCCCUCUCUACAUUGCAGCUCAAUGCGGUCAUUCAGAUAUCGUGAAUUUCUUCAUUUCCAAUGGCGCUGAUGUGAAUGAAGAACAUGAAAAGGGAAUGAUUCCUCUUCAUGGUGCUACUAGCGGAGGCCAUCUACAUAUCAUAGAGUAUAUCACUGAGUUAGGGUCAGAUGUGAACAAAGCUAAUCCAAAGGGUUGGACACCAUUCAAUGCUGCUAUCCAAUACGGUCAUCUAGAAGCUGUCAAAUACCUCAUAGAUAAAGGUGCCAAGCAGAACAGGUAUGAUGGAAUGACACCACUCUAUACUGCAGCUCAAUUCGGUCAUUUAGAUAUCGUGGAAUUCUUGAUUUCUAAUGGUGCUGAUGUGAAUGAAGAACAUGAUAAUGGGAGUAUUCCCCUACACGGGACUGCUAUUAACGGUAAUAUGAAGAUCAUGGAAUAUCUCAUUCAACAAGGGUCUGAUGUGAACAAGGCUGAUCUAGAGGGUUGGACACCAUUCAAUACUGCUAUCCAAUACGGUCAUCUAGAUGCUGUCAAUUAUCUCAUAGAUAAAGGAGCCAAGCAGAACAGGUAUGAUGGAGCGACCCCUCUCUACAUUGCCGCUCAAUUCAGUCAUUUAGAUAUCGUGAAAUUCUUCAUUUCUAAUGGUGCUGAUGUGAAUGAAGAAAAUGAUAAUGGGAAGAUUCCAUUACAUUCAGCUGCUAUCAACGGUAACAUGGAUAUCAUGAAAUAUCUCAUCCAACAAGGUUCAGAUGUGAACAAGGCUUGCUGUAAGGGUUGGACACCAAUCAAUGCUGCCAUUCAAUAUGGUCAUCUAGAAGCUGUCAAAUAUCUCAUGGAUAAUGGAGCCAAGCAAAACAGAUAUGAUGGAAUGACCCCACUCUAUGCUGCUGCUGAAUUUGGUCAUUUAGAUAUCGUGAAAUUCUUCAUUUCCAACGACGCUGAUGUAAAUGAAGAACAUGAAAAGGGGAUGAUUCCUCUUCAUGGUGCUGCUAGUGGAGGCCAUCUAGAUACCAUGGAGUAUCUCACUAAGUUAGGGUCAGAUGUGAACAAAGCUAAUCCAAAGGGUUGGACACCAUUCAAUGCUGCUAUCCAAUACGGUCAUCUAGAAGCUGUCAAAUAUCUCACAGAUGGAGGUGCCAAGCAGAACAGGUAUGAUGGAAUGACACCACUCUAUACUGCAGCUCAAUUCGGUCAUUUAGAUAUCGUGAAUUUCUUCAUUUUCAAUGGUGCUGAUGUGAAUGAAGAAAAUGAUAAUGGGAAGAUUCCUCUUCAUGGUGCUGCUAGUGGAGGCCAUCUAGAUAUCAUAGAGUAUAUCACUGAGUUAGGGUCAGAUGUGAACAAAGCUAAUCCAAAGGGUUGGACACCUUUCAAUGCUGCUAUCCAAUGCGGUCAUCUAGAUGCUGUCAAAUAUCUCAUAGAUAAAGGAGCCAAGCAGAACAGGAGCCAAGCAGAACAGAGUUGA
This is a messenger RNA of Lytechinus pictus (painted urchin), 8067 nucleotides long. RefSeq lists its product as uncharacterized. The transcript has 2 exons. Bases 1 to 8067 code for a protein of 2688 amino acids. The record is from RefSeq and is a predicted model, not a curated record. Gene Ontology annotation, molecular function: protein binding. Lineage: Eukaryota; Metazoa; Echinodermata; Echinoidea; Temnopleuroida; Toxopneustidae.